Rana temporaria (common frog) is the source of this 3089-nucleotide messenger RNA. RefSeq names its product keratin, type I cytoskeletal 19-like. The record is from RefSeq and is a predicted model, not a curated record. Lineage: Eukaryota; Metazoa; Chordata; Amphibia; Anura; Ranidae. The transcript has 8 exons. Bases 16 to 1725 code for a protein of 569 amino acids. Gene Ontology annotation, molecular function: structural molecule activity.
AUAUAAGGGAGCAGAAUGAAUGGAGAACAUAUUGUGAAGGACAUCCAUUUAGAAACACACACUUUUAGGUCAUCUGCACCACUGAAAUCCGUCAUCAUGAGUUACGGUGGUCACUCCUCUGCUGGAUCACACCAUGGAAGCUGCCAUGUUGGUAGUCAUCUGUCUAAGAUCCCAAGCCACACAUAUGGUGUUCAUCAUGGAGGAUCUUCAAUUAGCCAUCACGGAGGAUCCCUCUCUUCUCACCACCAUGGGGGAUCUCAUGCUUCUCAUCUUGGAGGAUCACACUCUUCUCACCACAAUGGGGGAUCUCAUGCUUCUCAUCAUGGAGGAUCCCACUCAUCUCACCACCAUGGGGGAUCUCAUGCUUCUCUUCUUGGAGGAUCCCAUAAUUUACAUCAUGGAGGCUCCCAUACUUCUCACCAUGGAGGCUCCAACAGAUUCCAUUCUACAGGUUCUCAUAGUUCUCAUCAUGGAGGAUCCCAUGCCACCCACCAUGGAAGUUCCCAUAAAGUCCAUCAUAACGAUCACUAUAGAGCUCCCAGUGUACAUGGAGGAUCAGGAGGCAAAGGAAUCUCCAUAUCCAAGCACGUUCAUGGAGGUGCUCACAGCAGCAGUCAUAAAAGCAUUAUUAGCCAUCAUGGUUUGUUCAAUGUCAACGGGAAGGAAACCAUGCAGCAUUUAAAUGAUCGCUUGGCUUCCUACUUGGACAAAGUCGGCUCCCUAGAGCAACAGAAUGCACAGCUUGAGAGGAAUAUCCGGGAGUGGUAUGAGAGGAAUCAGCCCAGCAGUUUACCUGACUAUAGCUGCUUUUUCAGAGUCAUUAAAGAACUUCAAGACCAGAUUUCCUCAACAUCUGUGGAAAAUGCCAGGAUUAUAUUACAAAUAGACAAUGCUCGUCUGGCAGCAGAUGACUUCAGAAACAAGUAUGAAAUGGAACGCCAACUGGCAAGCAGUGUUGAGGCUGAUGUGAAUGGACUUCGUAUACUCCUGGAAGAGCUGAACAGGGAAAUAUGUCAGCUACAGGCACAAGUAGAAAACCUUCAGGAGGAACUGCAGCUAAUGAAGAGGAACCAUGGGGAGGAAGUCAACGCUUUGCAAGCUCAGUUGGGCGCCAGGGUCAAUGUGGAAAUGGAUGCUGCACCAUCGGCUGAUCUGAAUAAAACAUUGUCUGAGAUCAGAGAGCAGUAUGAGAAUAUGAUGGAGCGAAAUCUGAGAGAGGUGGAAACUAUUUUCCGUCAACGGACUGAAGAACUGAAUCGUGAAGUUGCUUCUGGUUCUGAACAACUCCAAUCUGUACAACCUGAAGUAAUUGACUUGAGACGUACCAUCCAAACCUUGGAAAUUGAACUGCAAAGCCAGCUCAGCUUGAAAUCAGCUCUAGAAAACACCUUGGCAGAGACAGAAGCCACAUUUGGGGCUCAACUUGCCCAAUUACAAUGUUUGAUCAACAAUGUAGAGUCCCAGCUGACCCAAAUCCGAUCUGAUCUUGAACGUCAGAAUCAGGAAUACACGAUCCUGAUGGACCAAAAAACUCACCUGGAGAUGGAGAUCGCCACCUAUAAGCGUCUAUUGGAGGGUCAUGAUAUCCACACUUCAAAUCAAAGUUUUCUAGGAGACAGCCAUGGAUCUCACCACACAAUGAAAGUUCACCAUGUAACUACCCACACUCAUCAUAAACAUCAGCAAAGUCAUCAUCAACAUCAUAAUCACCAUAAUGUUUGCUAAUGUGUUUCUGACUCUUCUGGAGAACUCUGUGGAUAAUAGUAUCUCUAGAAAGUCUUUUGGUGUCUUCCUCUGUCUUCUUCCUAUGUGGUCUUUGGGAUCUGCUUUACCUAGGCAAAACUUGGCAUGAGACAUGAACUUUAUCCACCAAAAUACCCAGUAGACACAACUGAAAUUAUGCAAGGUUUAGGAUUAGUUGGAUAUCUGUUCAUCUUUAGAGGUUGGUGGUAAACUAUUGAAGUUUACCUAAAUUGUAAGUUAAUUUCAAGAUGUUGACCUAAGUGUUACAAAAAUUAUGGAUUUCUGGCCUUUGAAAACAUUUUAAAGAUCCAAAAUGAAUGAAGGUAUUUUAGUCUACCCAGUAUUUUUAGGGAUUACAUUAUGGGGGAGCAUAAGAUAUGAUUUUCCAUUCACUUUUUUGGAGUACUUUCAAUAUUUUUAGUGCCCAUUCACUCCAUGAUACAUUUUAUUAUCCAGACGUUGUGCUAACAUGUAGUGCAAUGUGUUGCAUUGGCAUUUAUUUUGCAACAGCAUUGAAUGGCAUUCCAACACAUGUACAGAAUGCAUCUAUGCUAUGCCUUGAUGCAGCACAUCACAUGACACAAUGUGGAUUACAUGGUAGUGCAUUGAAGAAAACAAUAGAGUGCAAGAAUAUUUACCUGGGGCCCAUUCAGAACAAAUAACCUGUGGCAAUGGAGUUCACCACAAUGCACUAAGAGUUAGUUGUGGUGCAUGUGUUACUGUAACAUAUUCAAGCAUAAACAGGCACUUUUGGUACAUAGAGUUGCAAGGCAGUUGGCUUCACUCAGUAAUCAGUAAUUUUAAAUUACAAAGAUAAUAUGCAAAAUGAGUUAGAAUAUGAACCAGUCUGAUCAGUAUAGAAUAGAAUAUGUUUUUUUUGCUGAAUUCUCUUUCGCAAUGUAGUUUCCUUUUAAAAAGACCAAAAAAACAGCACCUUCAAAUGUGCCUUUAGUACGUGAAUGCACACAUAAAACACGUGCUUAAUUUAACUGGAACUCUAGUCUUCUGUUGUGACUUUAGGGAGUUUUAUUGACAUAAUCCUGUGCAGAUUUUAUUAUAGAGUUGUAGUAUUGGUUUUAUAAUCAGAUAUUAAUAACCUAUUUGCAUUGUCUACCAUUGCACAUAGUAAUGGAAUAUUAGCAUGCAUUAGCAUGCAUAUUUUAUUUGGUGGACAUGCUAAGCCCUAGAUUCUGGUUAUUUAAAAUGUGUUAGGAUUAUUGUAAAUAUGAAUAUAUAUAUUCUGGUGUACUACUACUGCAGUAAUCUGGUUGAAUUUUGAUCAUCGUUCUCUUGUCCUUGUCACUUACUUAAUUUUCAAUAAAACAAAUCUUUUCUUGUUCAUGCAA